This is a messenger RNA of Effrenium voratum, 4446 nucleotides long. The record is from the annotation of a GenBank genome assembly. NCBI's taxonomy places the organism in Eukaryota, Dinophyceae, Suessiales, Symbiodiniaceae.
AUGAGCCUCGCGGACCCUGACUUUUGGACCUGCGCUGCGGAUGGCGGCUGGCACAGCAUGCGGGAGAUGGACGCCCGCUUCAUGAUGUAUGAGGAGACGAGCCCUGUGCGCACCUCGCUGGCCCGGCUCGCGGGGCUGCUCCCGAUCUGGCAGAGCCGCGCCACCGGCCUCACGGACGGGGAGUUGGUGCGGCCCGGGCAGCGGUGCCCCGCAGGUGAGAUUUUCUUUAUGCUGCUGGACAUCAUCGUUGUCAACACUGGCCUGAUGCGCGAUCAACUGAAGCCGAAGGAUGACAACAUCAUAGAUACGGCUGCGGUGCUGAAGACGCUGCAGGUGCUUCAGGUGCGCGCGCCUUCCUACGAGGCCGUGCUGAGUUCUGGCUGGCCCUUGUUUGGCAUGCUGGUGAUUUUGCAGGAGGGCCUCUUCCGCUUGGGGCGCCUCGCUGCGCACCAGUCCCGCAGUUUGCUGGGGCACUGGGGGGACAUGGCGACGGUGUGCCAGGAGGCGCUUCCGCUGCACGGCUUUCUGAUGGCCUGGCUGAACACGGAAUCCGAGCCUGGCGCGGCCUUCUUGCCGCUGCUGCCGCCGGGCGCCCGGCAUGAGGCCACCGCGCUGAAGCAGCGGAUCUACUACGAGGAUUUGUGUGGCCAGGAUCCGAGCGCAGUGGCGGCAGCUAGACUGGUUUCCAGCGGCCUGCUGCCAGAGGCGAAGUGGAAUGUCACAGGCUGGCGGCAGGGCUAUCGCAGGCUUUCCAGUUUGCUGGACCAUGCACUGGUGCCGGCCGGUUGGGGCCGGUUGCUUUUCUCAGGCUGGCCUCUCCUCGCGAUCCUGCACCGCCUGCAGGAGGCUUAUGUCCGGGAGGCGUUGUGCAGCGACGUAGAGCCGUAUGCAUAUGCCAUCCCAAGCGUCGCUGAUCCCUUGAGUGUGUGGGUCUGUGUACGGCGAAGAGCUGACAUUGUGGACGAACGCUGGCGGAUGGAAGGAUCUUUCCCAGACUGCGGGCAUAUCGUUCGAGCAACAAGAGAGAUCUCGACUCGGCCCUGCUAUUUCAUCGACGUAGGAGCCAAUCUCGGCGGCUGUGCCUUGAUGCUGGGAAGGGACGGGCACGAGGUGUUGGCCAUCGAAGCCGUGCCGGCGCUGGCGUCGCUGCUCAAGGCCUCGGUGCUGCGCAACGGGCUGACGAACGUGGAGGUGCUGCAGGUGGCGGUGGGAGGACGGAGCGCCCAGCAAGCACUGCACUGCUCGGAGGGGCACAGUGCCAUAUGCCACGUGCUCCCAGAGACUGACGAGCAAAGUGUGAAGGUUGCGACAGUGACCUUGGACUCUCUUGUGAGCGCGGCGUGCGCGGUGAAGAUCGAUGUGGAGGGCUCCGAGUACGAAGUUUUGAAGGGAGCCACGAAGAUCCUGCAGUCCCAUCCCCACCUCUUCCUGGAGCUGCAUCCCUACGAGCUGCGUGAGCGCUGGAGCUCCAGCGCUGAUGUCUUUGAUAUCAUUUUGGAGAACGGCUAUGACACCUUUGAAAGUCCUGGUUGUACUGCAGCCUUGCAUGGAGACUUGUGGAAAGGGAACGGCACCUACGGCCACGCUCGCUGGGCAAGGGGUGCCAUUCUGGUCCCCGGCGUCCAGCUGCCACCCAUCCCGGGCCCCUGUGACUGCGAGCGUGAGUGUCACCUCAGACUUCUUCCAGAUCCCAGUCGCAGCGCGCUGAGAGGCAACUGCCGAUGUUGGGAUUUCGACCCCCACAGAGAGCUCUGCACGCUGUAUAGAAGCUGCGGCACAGGGCUGGGCGAUGCGCUGGAGGUGGCGCCAGGAUGGUUCGCCGGAGAGCUGAGCGGCAAUUGGCACAUCUCCUUCAGCGGAUCAGCUUUUACCCGCAUUGUCCUGAACGGAAAAGCCGUGAAAAGCCAGCACAUCAUACCGUUGGCAGAACCAGACGGACGUCAGCUGGCAAUGACCUACUUGGAUAUCCACGCGACGCCGGAUAUGUCUGUCUUUGCCGAUGAGGCGCAGGUGGCCCGGGGGGUGGCUGCUACCCUCAGCAUCCUCGGCGAGGAUGUCACGCCGGAGCAACUGUUGAAACUCUUGCACACAAACCUCCUUCAGUCCCAGGCGAUCUUCGGGUGCGCCAUCGCUUUUGAGCCGGACAGCUACCCCUGGAACAGCAGCUCUGGCUCUGUGAGCCCGCAACAUCCGGCGCUCAGCUCCGGGGUGAGCAGCGGAAACGGCUCCACCUGGGCCAACCUGACGGAGCCCUGGACGUUGCCCCAAACGGAGCUUUGGCAUGGAGAGAAGCGGGUGCUUUACGGGCCCUACGUGACCCAAACCGGGAUCUCCAUGGACUUGGCCAACGCCUAUAAUUAUUUCGGCCCCAACGAGGAGUGGUACCACGCAUGUCGGUCACACUUUCUGGAGGGAGGCAUGGAGUUCCUGACGGGGAUGUGGGGGUCUCCGUACUUUGAUGAGGGGGCCGGCAACAUCGAGAUGGUGACCUAUUCAGUGCCCUUCACCCGCAGCACCCCGGUGCCAAAGGUGACGGCGCCGGCAGGGAUGGACUUGCCCUUUGGCAUGCCGGAGAACAGGAAGCUGCAGACUCCUCUCGGGGAGCAUUUUUUUUGGGGUGUUGCAACGGUCGAUAUCGAUCUGAACAUGAUCAAAUUCAGAUGCGGAACAGGGCAAGUCUUCGAUGCGGGGAGGAACAGGUGCAAGAUGUGCCCUUUAGGCACCAGGAUGCGGAACUCCAGCUGCGAGGUGUGUGAGGAGUAUCAAGGGUCUGUGGAAGACCGAUCCGAGUGUCUCUUCAAUGUCUUCUAUCUGAUUCAUGCGCUGAACUUUCAUUUCUGGCUCGCCCUUGGGCUGAUCUCGCUUGGCUCUCGGAUUCAGCACAACUUUUAUUUGCUGCAAGUGAGCCACGAGAAAGGAGGCUUGGUGCUUCAUUUCUGCAACAAGCACUGUUUGCACCUGAGCACAAACCGGGCACAGCAGCUGCCAACGCUUCGAGUGCACCUAUCUGGGUGCCGGCUCUUAGACAAGCCAGCCAGGCCGCUGAAAUUCAAGGUCGUGGGAGAGUCUCAGGUGUUGAUCGUUUGCGAGGAGGAGAACAAGGAGAUGUUCAACAUCGACGAGAUGUGCAACAUAGCGGGCUACGCACGGUUCCCGCUCUGGUGGGAAUUGAUGCACAUCACCUUUUGCCGAAUUCCAAUGCUGCUGUAUUUUCUCCUCAUGCUAGCCAUUAUCUUGUCAGUGAUGCUGUUGUGGGUCUUCAGCGGGGUGUCUCUUGUCACUGUCCUGGCGAGCACGGGGUGUGUGCUGGUUGUAUCCGUCCUCGUCGUCCUGGCCAUCCGAAAAGCGCGGGCAGCCACCGCCCACAGCAAGCAGAGGAGGAGGAAGGAGCUGCUGGCCGAGAAGGAGCUGAUCCAAAAGUUCUCGGAGGCCUGCUGGGAGGCGAACCAGCAGCUGGAGCAUGAGGCCCGAGUGGCACUGCUACACGUGGGCUGGACCGAGGAGGAUUUGGACGAGCUGACAUACCGCACAUUGAAGUGCCAAAGCCAGGAAGCAGGGGUGAGUGUUGCCUACCUGCUCUCUGAUCCGUUCCUGAAUUUGGCGCGCGUACGCAGUAAAGAGACGAACCCUAGCUUCUACACCCUAAAAGACGUCUUCUUCUUCGGAGAUGAUCCCAUCGGCAAGAACAUCCCAUGUCCACGUGAUGGGCGGCUUGGCUGUGCGCUGGUGGAUACGCUGCCUAGGCAUCACCGGCAGCAGUGUACUCACUACUUGUCCUGGACAUGGAAAUACACGGUGGGCACUGUGCAGGAUGCGCUGGAUUUUUGGCUAGAGGAGACGCAGCUCAAUUCCCGGAGAGUCUUCUUAUAUAUGUGCUUCUUUGUGAACAAUCAAUACCGGAUUUUGUACGAGUGUGACGGGGCCGGAAGCGCGAAUCUGGAAGAUGUUUUUGAAGCAACCCUGAAUCGCAUUGGUGAGAUGGUGGCAAUCCUGGAUGACUGGCGCAGCCCAGUAUACCUGACCAGGAUUUGGACGAUUUUCGAGCAGUUCACUGCAAUCAAGUUGGGCGAUGUGCCCGUUACUAUUGUUCUACCCAGCGAGCAAAAUGGUUCGUUGAUUUCUCAGAUUCGGGAAGGCGAGGAUGGCAUUCUUCAGGUCACGCAGUCUCUUUGUGCUUUCGAGUCAGCCAAUGCGACAGCUUUUUCUCCACAAGACGAGCGAAAGGUGAAAUCCUUGAUUGAGGACACCAUAGGAUUCGAGGAGGUUGAUUCUCGGAUCAAGACAUUUAUGCUGGACUGGGUUGGAAAUGUGGUGCAAGAGUAUAUGAAGUCGCUGAUGUCCCGCUCUGGCCACCUUUCUCCGGUCGUGAAGAAAGUGAGGUCCCGGAAUUCGCGUCGGAGAUCCGACCCUCUGGACUUCGCAGCCCUCCCAGACUUGUCGAUUUAG